Thlaspi arvense is the source of this 642-nucleotide messenger RNA. Lineage: Eukaryota; Viridiplantae; Streptophyta; Magnoliopsida; Brassicales; Brassicaceae. The record is from the annotation of a GenBank genome assembly.
CAAUUGUCUCUUUUGUUCUUCAUCUCUUCAUUGCACAAAAAGUAAAAUGUCAAUGGAGGAAGAGCUUCAUGUUUUAGCAGUAGAUGACAAUCUAAUUGACCGUAAACUCGUAGAGAGAAUCCUCAAGAUCUCUUCUUGCAAAGUGACCACAGCAGAAAAUGGGCUAAGAGCACUGGAGUACUUAGGCUUGGGAGAUCCACAACAGACUGAUUCAUUAACUACCACCAAUCAAGAAUCGUCGAAUCUAAAGGAAGUACCUGUUGUGAUAUUGUCUUCAGAGAACAUUCCUACUCGCAUCAACAAAUGUUUAGCGAGUGGAGCGCAAAUGUUUAUGCAGAAGCCAUUGAAACUAUCGGAUGUAGAGAAACUCAAGUGUCAUCUCUUAAACUGCAGAAGCUGAAGAUCUGCUUUAGACUCAAAAGCUCAUAGAAUUCUUCUUGAUUUUAUUUUUUUUAUUCUAAGAAAAAAUUAAAGAUCCCAAACGAUGGCAAAGAUUGUCUUGGUCAUCUGGAAGCACUUCCUGUUCUUUAUAGAUUUGUAAAGAAAAAUACUAAAAAACAAUAAAGAUCUCUCGCUUGAGGCAAUUUAUUUUAUGAGUUACAAUUUGUUAUUUUAGUCCGAUUGUGAGGAAUCUUGGACCGC